AUAGUGGUGCAUUUUAGAGAAAAUAAUUAACACGUCGUAGUGCAAUAAAUACGACUUAAAUAUAUAUUACAAUGUUGUAAGCUGCAAAUGAAUUAUAAAGUGAUAUAAUGAUAUAAUAUAACCUAAUCACAACCCACCACCCUGCAUGAUUCAUGCUAAAUUAGUCUCGCUGUCAGCAUUGACAAGGUUGACCCUAAAACCAACUCUCGCGAUACCUAGUACGAGAUUACAGUGAAGGGAGGGCUGCAUGGAGAACUGAAAAGACAAAACAAAGCCCCCACAUUUCAACUAACAGGCGCUGGUCGCUUUUUUAUUUUAUUAUUAGUUUUUUAUUCACCAAAAACAGGUUUCACUCGUUUCUUGUAUUCUCUUCAUUUUAACAGCAAUAUUAAGUAGGUUUUGCAUGAUGCCAAGUAGCACGUCUUUGUUGGAGGCCGAUGAGGGAGAGUCCGAGGUCCCACCGCCGCUCGUGCAUGCUUUCGCCGGUAUGGGCCUCGACGAGCACCACGGCAGCCAGAGCCAGGCUCCUGAACAACCAGAUGAGAGUGUUUCCUUUCACCAUCAGCUCCCUGCAGUAUCCCAUUUCAGCAUCCUCGGUACGGUCCUUGACUUGAAGCCUCUCCCGCUGCAUCGGCCGCCCUCGGGGGAUGAAGCGAACAAAACGGCAGAGGACGAAGAGCUUGAAGGGAUAGCGGCCACUUCUUCGGGCGCGUUGCUAGCAAAGGCCCACCGUAAUCAGCACCUCCCAUCAGGGCAGAGCGGCACAGUGAUGGAGCCGCCGCAUGUCGAGACGGUAUUGUUGUACAACGGAGACGAGCGGGAUGAUAGUGGCGUUGGCGGCGGCAGCGCGCUACCCCCGGCGGCCAGCAUGGUGAUGCUCCCACCCGGUGUGUACGGAGAGUCGGGCUUCGAGGCCGAGCAUUCGCUUUUGACCCGGAGAAAGAGCGUCAACACGACCGAAUGUGUGGCUGUACCGAGCUCCGAGCAUGUCGCUGAGAUUGUGGGGAGGCAGGGCUGCAAGAUCAAGGCACUUCGAGCCAAAACAAACACCUACAUAAAGACGCCAGUGAGGGGAGAGCAACCCGUCUUCGUCGUGACGGGGCGCAAAGAAGAUGUAGCCAUGGCGAAGAGAGAGAUCCUGUCUGCAGCCGAGCACUUUUCCCUGAUCCGAGCCUCCCGGAACAAGACGGGCCCUCUGUCUGCUGUGACUGGCUUAGGGGCCCCUGCUUUACCUGGGCAGACAACCAUUCAGGUGCGCGUCCCAUAUCGCGUCGUCGGUCUGGUCGUGGGCCCCAAAGGAGCGACCAUCAAGCGCAUCCAGCAGCAGACGCAUACCUACAUCGUGACGCCAAGUCGGGACAAAGAGCCGGUGUUUGAGGUCACGGGGAUGCCAGAGAACGUCGACCGGGCGAGGGAGGAAAUCGAGGCGCACAUCGCCCUGCGCACUGGCAGCUGCGGGGGCGUCGAGGCCCCUGGCGUGGAUAACAGCGAUUUCCAAUUCAACGGGACCGACGUCAGCUUCGACACCUCCCUGAACCCCGUCGGUGUGGGGGAGGCCGGGUGGCUCCACGCAGGCGCUUCGUCGCCAAGCGGUGGAAGCCUGUUGCCGGUCAGCAUCAGUGGUUCUCAGCGGGUCAAUAGCAAUAUCAGCAGCGCCGUCAGGAUGUCUUCCACCUACCGCAACGACAGCUCCAGCUCUCUGGGCAGCGGCUCCAGCUCGGCUGAUUCUUUCUACGGCGGCGGGAACGGGAACCGGAUGGCGGACUUCAGCCCAACCUUCCCCUUCAACGCCAACGCCAACAACAACAACAACAACAACAGCAGUACAAGCAGCAGCACAAGUUUCUGGUUUGGCGACGGCCUUCUCAGCGUGGGGUCUGAAGACCUCUUCAGCCUGGGAGGCGGAGGGUCCUCCUCAGGGUUCGAGCCCUUAACCAUUUCCACUGCCCAUACCUCGCAGUCUGCUGCACCACCGCACAUCUGGAGCCCCUUCGUGGACCAGCCGUCACUUCAGGCCUUCGAUUCCCUGCAGUCCCAGACCAGCCAACCUGGCACCCCGCGCCUCUCUCCAACCUUUUCUGGGACCGAGGCCUUGGAGCACCCUCAGGCCCAGCGUGUUCACCGAAGGCCUUUCGGGUCGGCCGGGACCCUUGACGCCCACAGGAUCCCCUCCUACAGCUCGGCCUUCUCCUCCUCCAGCGAAAGCACCACCUCCUCUUCGCCCCCCGACUCCUCCUUCUCCUACCGGCCGGCGCUCGGCUCGUCCGGGAGGGUGCAGGAGAUAUGCAUCCAGUGCAUGGAGAACCAGGUGAUCGCUGCCUUGGUUCCCUGCGGCCAUAACCUGUUCUGUUUCGAUUGUGCCACACAAAUCUGCCAGGGCCCAGAGGCCAUGUGCCCCGUGUGCCUGUCCCCGGCCACGCAGGCCAUUCAGCUGCGCAAUAUGUGAUUAGUUUGAAUCCAUGUUUUUUUUCCCCCUUGAUGGCUGAUUCAGGGGUCAGCCUCCCCCUGACACAUUGGCUGAUAGCUUAAUGUGUGGGACUUUAAAAACAAGAGCCCAAAUCAGCGUCUGGGUAAUUCCUCGCUCCAGCUUUCUCCAGGCUGGUGUUAAUUUGACAAAGGUGCAGAGAGUCGGUGAAGUGGGUAGGAAGGGUGUGUGUUUAGGGCAUGGGUUAGGGUGCUGAGCCCGUUCUUGUGCCUGCUAUUGUGAAGUCUUCUUGAUUGAAUAACGGGAGGGUUAGAAGCCCUCUAUGUAGCAUUGGGAGGGUUGGAACUUUAUUUUUCUUUCUCAUCCAAUUUUUUUUUUCUCUUCCAAUUUUAUUUUUUUACUUUAAAGAAUAUUAGAGAAAUGUUUGCCUUUAGGGCCAACGCUUUAUUUUUUCAUUUUUGCCAUUUCAGACAUUUUAUCCCAGACGAAUCUUUGAAAGUGAAGUGCAUGUUCACUCGCAGUAAGACUUCAUAUCAGCCAGCCGUGUAAUUACUCGGUGAGUGCAGCAGGAAGGGAGGCAUCCAGGCAAGUUUCUCACAUUUCCGGCUCCUUCAAAAGGGUACUGUUUACGUCCAAAUUGUAAAUCAAUAAAUUUUUCAUAGGCCUGAAAACACUCCCAAGGAGGGUUUUUAAAACCAAGUGGGUCAAACCUAUAACUGGAAAGUUUUCACACUCCAUAAGCAAUCAUAUUUUUGAUCCUUAGACCACGAGGACGUUUUGCUUCUUCAGCAUCGCCGCUUUGCUUUCCCGUUACACUUCAACCAGUUUACGGUAAACUCGUGCCUAAUUCCCAAGCGUGAAGGAAGGAGACGAGUGGUUUCAGCUGACACGGUGUUGCUCUGUUUUCAAACAAACUUGUGGCCUUUUUUUAUUUGGGAAGCCUAUAAUUACCAUCACCACACUAUCUCCAAAAUAAAACCCCAAUAUCCCGCUUCGAAAAAAAAAAAAAACACAAGCUGACAGGCGGAAGUGGCAUCUCGAUGAAACAAAGGUAGAAUUGAUUGUUUUUAUACUUUUUCUUUCCUCUUGUCAUAGUUUUUGUUUACAUCUUCACAUGGGGAAACCAUACGUUGGUUUUCACCUAGAAGGCUAGGCACAUCUUUGUAACAUUCCUCCUCUCUGGUAUCGUCGUUUUGUUUUGUUUUUUAAUUCAGGCUCGUCAUUCUUAACAAAAAGUAUCACUUGGGAUCAAAACUGGCAGAUGUUUCCAGCUGUAAUCUUGAACAAAUCCCAGUGAAGUACAAACUGGCUGCUUUUGUUGUACAAGUUUUUAUUUCCUGUUUUUAAAGCCAUCUCGAGAAUCUUCUCUUUAACUUGAAUGUUGAUUUUUUUUAUUUUUUUUUUUUACUUGGACCGCUCCAUCCUGCAGCUGUCCACUUUAUUCCACUGAGAUGUGAAACAGAGAUGAAGGCCAUCCACUGCUUUUUUUUUUUUUUUUGCACCUCAUCUGCCCGGCCUAUGCAAAAAUCAUCUCAGUAUUUGAACCAGUUCAGAAGAAGCAGGCAGAUACAACUCUAUAAAAACAGUGUAAGCACAGAGCUCCGAUACAGUCGCCAUACAAAAGCGUUCGUAACUAUGGAAACUUCUCACAUUUUGUCACAAUAACAUCCACAAAUUUAAAUUUAUUUCAUUAAAAUUUUGUAUUUGUGAAAGACCGACAUAAAGUAGCGUACAGUUGUGAAGAUCAUAGUUUAUACAAAGUAUUUGCAUUCAGCCCUCUACAGUCAGCACUUGGAAGACUUUGCAGCUGAAAAGUGACUGAAAUUUGCAGCAAAAACAAACUCAUUCAAUUAUCAGCCAUUAUCCCAGAUUCCCAGUUGGAUUCUGUGCCUUUCUAACACAUGAAGAUAUAUUUCAUAAUAUAAUCCCAACCAUUGUGGAUGUUUCGUGUUAUUGUCCUGCUGGAAGGUGAACCUGUGCUGCAGUUUCAAUAUUCAGCAGCUGCUAACAGGUUUUGUUUUUUUUUACUGUUUUUUUUUUUUUAGCUUCAUGUAUUUCAGAUCAAAUUCUAUGUCCCUGUUGAAGAAAAAGCACAACCACAUCAUGAUGCUGUUGUUACCAUGGUUCAUGGUUGUCUCGAGGUGUUUUUUCCACCCGUUGUAUUUGGGCCAGAAACUUCUUGCUCGUUAGACGGGCUCACCUUGUUCUACCUGCUUCCUGUCUGGUCUGUCUGCCGAACUGAGCUUCUGUUUUACGGUUUUUCACAUUUUCUUAAAGUCUGUCUGCCGUGUUCCCUGGUUCCCAGCAAACAUCUGGAGCCUUUGCAGAACAGCUUUGUUUGGAUUAAGAUUUAAGUGCAAUUCAUUAGCUGAUUAAUUGCCUUCUGGUUGAUCACACUGGUUUUUAUUUAGGGGUAUCUGACCGAAGGGGGCUGAAUGCAAAUUCCUUCCACUUUACAAUUCUGUACGACUUUGUUGGUUUUUCCCUGAGAAUCCCAAUAAAAUAUUUUAGGGUUUAAUGUGACAAAAUGUGACAACUUUUAAGACUUGCUAACACUCAAAAGUGUGUUUUCUGUUGGAUUUCAAUCGGGGCUAAUCUCCAUUUACCUCUCUCUGAACAUAAAGAUUUUCUAGUUUUUUGUUUUGUUUUUUUUCCCUACAAUUUUGUGCACUACAAAGCACAUACUUGACACACUAUUGAGCAGUUAGGACAAAACACCUCAUCUCACUUCUUCCAUGCAUGGAUUGAUUUCUUGUUUCUCAGAACGGUACGUAUGUGGAAAUCAUCUCAAGUAUCAGCUUUAAACACCUGUGUCUAUAGAUUCCUGUAGGACUGAAUCAGUUCAGACAUUUUGAAGGCGGGUUGGGGGAGGAGGAAGAGGAGGAGCAGCUGGAACGAUUUCACUACAUAAGGUCAAUCCUGUUGCUUGCUUUUUGUUUUUGUGGACGUUGGACUGCAGUCCCUCCAGCAUUCCAACUGUGAUCAGUAUUUGGGACCCAUCACGUCGUUUCAACCUAAACUCCUCUGCAUCCUCUCCUUCGCGGGUGGGUGGACUUUUGUUAGGAAACGGAACCAAACAAGACCCAAAAGUGCAAAAAGGAAAAAGAAGAAAGGAAAAAAAAAAUCCAACCUCACCUGCGUACGUCUUCUCUUUUAUCCGUCCCAGUUAUUUUAAUUCUCUCAUCUCUUCAAAAGGAUUGAUCUUUUUAUUACUGUUUUUCUUUCCGCCUGAGGGAAUGCAAUACACGACCGGCCCUCGGAUUAUCGACAUGAACCAAUUGUGUUUUUUUUUUUUUUUUUUUCUUUGUGUAUGUAUUGUAUAAAAAUUACUGUUAAUGACUGAGAAAUAUACAGAACUUAUUUUUAUUUUGUUACAUUUCGUAUAUACAUAAAUAUAUCUAUAUCAAAAUGUUUACAAUAAUAUUUUAAAUUUGUUUCUAUUUUUACUUCUUUUUUUUUGAGUGAUUUUAAGCGAAUGAAGAGCUGGAAAUCCAGAUGAUGUUGCAGAGGAGAGCGUCUCAGUGCUAUCUGCUUGUAGUCUAGUUAGUAGUUUACAGUAUUGAUGAUGAUUAAUAGUAUUGAUAGCUGCCGUUAAACCUAGUUGAAAGUGGAAUGUGCAUCACGAGCAUGUCUUCAUCAUUUACCGCCAUUGUGGAUCUUCACUGCAACUGUAAAAAGGCCAAGGAUUCAAGCUGCCUGUCAUGUCUGUACACCACCAAAAUUAAGAACGGUAUACUAUUAAGAUGUAUCUUCGAUUAUCUAUCUCUAAUGCAUAUUGUUCAAAGCUGUACCAACGGUUCAAAGUAUUUGCUAAUUUUACUACACUUUUGUUAUGUAUAUGUGUAGGAGGAGUCUUAAGGCAUAUAAAUUCUUCAAAUUAAGUCAGGAGUUUAAAGCAGACUAUAUUUUAUAAUGGCCUUUUAAGUUAUUGCGGCCAAAGCACUGAUAUUAUAUAUUUGCUGUAAAGAGAAUUUUAAGAGUUUUAUUUUUCUGAUAUUAAAGUUACGUAAUAAAGACGGUUUCAUUUUAAGCCA
Messenger RNA from Poecilia latipinna (sailfin molly), 6459 nucleotides. Its product is annotated as RNA-binding protein MEX3B-like. Gene Ontology annotation, molecular function: RNA binding. Lineage: Eukaryota; Metazoa; Chordata; Actinopteri; Cyprinodontiformes; Poeciliidae. The record is from RefSeq and is a predicted model, not a curated record. Bases 404 to 2446 code for a protein of 680 amino acids. The transcript has 5 exons.